Gymnogyps californianus (California condor) is the source of this 2148-nucleotide messenger RNA. It is a transcript of the gene PCGF3, whose product is annotated as polycomb group ring finger 3. The transcript is spliced from 9 exons. Bases 57 to 785 code for a protein of 242 amino acids. Gene Ontology annotation, biological process: regulation of transcription by RNA polymerase II. NCBI's taxonomy places the organism in Eukaryota, Metazoa, Chordata, Aves, Accipitriformes, Cathartidae. The record is from RefSeq and is a predicted model, not a curated record. Gene Ontology annotation, cellular component: PRC1 complex.
UCAGGUCUCUGGAUGGCAGACUCUGAAAAGAAAUGCUGUUUUAAGAGACACCAAAGAUGCUAACAAGAAAGAUUAAGCUUUGGGACAUUAAUGCCCAUAUAACCUGUCGUCUGUGCAAUGGAUACCUGAUUGAUGCUACUACUGUAACAGAAUGCUUACAUACUUUCUGUAGAAGCUGCCUAGUGAAAUAUUUGGAGGAAAACAACACCUGUCCGACCUGUAGAAUUGUUAUACAUCAGAGCCACCCGUUACAGUAUAUUGGUCAUGACAGAACAAUGCAAGAUAUCGUUUACAAACUUGUGCCAGGCCUCCAAGAAGCGGAAAUGAAAAAGCAAAGGGAGUUUUAUCACAAACUGGGCAUGGAAGUUCCAGGGGACAUCAAAGGGGAGACAUGUUCUACAAAACAGCACCUAGAUUCCCAUCGAAAUGGUGAAACUAAAACAGAUGAAAAUUCAAACAAAGAAACUUCAGAGGAAAAACAGGAAGAAGAUAAUGACUACCACCGAAGUGAUGAACAGGUAAGCAUCUGCUUGGAAUGCAAUAGCAGCAAAUUGCGUGGAUUGAAACGAAAAUGGAUUCGUUGCUCAGCACAAGCAACAGUCUUGCAUCUAAAGAAGUUCAUUGCCAAAAAACUUAACCUUUCUUCUUUUAAUGAGCUGGACAUAUUAUGCAAUGAAGAGAUUCUUGGCAAGGACCACACGCUCAAGUUUGUAGUUGUUACUAGAUGGAGAUUUAAGAAAGCACCUCUACUGCUACAUUACAGACCCAAAAUGGACUUGCUGUAAGAGAACUUUAUUGUCCUUCUGGACAGAGGUUUUUGCAGAGACUAUCAUCUGGCACCUUCUUAGUGCAUCACUAAUCACAUGACACAAACCAGCCGAAUAAUUUUGGAAGACUGUAGGGCUUUCAUAGCGGACUGUGCUUCUGAAUAUUUCUUCUAGGGAUGUGUUACCUAGAUUUCUGGACAGAAAAUAUUUAUACCUUUUUUGUACGGAAGAAAGAAGUCGCAACUCAACAAGACACUACCAGCACUAAGUUUACAGAUACUGAAAACACUUCACAGUUCCAUGUAGCUCAGCCUGAUUUUCUCUUACAGUUACACAGAAAUAAGUUAGAAUGUUGUGGGGUGAUUUAAAAAUGUUGCUUUUGACACCAAGUUGCAUUUAGUUACUUUUCACAUUCUGAAUCUUUAAAAACUAUAUUUUUGCAAAGUGUUAUUGUCUUAUAUAGUAUGCCUGAUUGCAUUGGCUUUAUUCAAGUUAUUCCGUAGAGCAUUGAACAUACCUAAUGAUAUAGUGACUGGUGAUAAUUUAUUAUGCUGCAUUGAAAACUUCUGAAAAUCUGGGAAACCAAUAAGUUUGUCAUUUUUGCCCAGUUAUUGCUCUCCCUCACUUGUGUUUUAGUAAAGUUUUGAUACUCCCUUAUGCAUGUUGAUUUGGUAAGAUUAAUAGAAAUAAUUUCAGUUGAUUUUAAUGUGCCCUGAUAUUUGCUGUGGCAUAAAUUGCACCACAUAAUGACAAAUACUCAAAAGUGCUAGAUUUGUGAACUUUUAAAAAAAUAAACAUUUCUUAUGUAGUUGUGGCUUGCAGAAAUCAGUUUUUAAUUUAGAGAGAAUUUGCUCUCACUAGCUGUUGAAACACUGACUCUUGGGCAACUUUGGGUGAUAUUGCACAGUUUCCAUUUCACUGAUUAAAAAUUCGUCAGAUCAGUAUCAGCAGCUGUAUAUUUCCUUUACCUGUUUUCUUAUGAAACCAUAGCAUUUUCUUUACCGCAAUUCCUAGCUGUCUUAGGGGGGGAGGGCAGACAAGAUUAUUUUAGCACCUUCUGGCCUUAACUGAUAAUUUUGCUUGCAUCAGCCAUAAUGGAUGCAAGGUAAUACACAUGCAUGUAUGUAUGUGUGCAUACAUCUAUACACACAUAUAACUAUAUAAGUUAUAGAAUACACCCUCAAUAGCACUUAGCAGGGUUCACUGCACUUUUUGUAAGGCUUUUUGAAAUAGUUGGCUUUUUAAAAACAGUAGUUGAAAGUGAUUUCUGCAAGCUGUAUACAGUAUAGCUUAUAGUAUGAUUGUGAGAGUAUUUGUCUGGCACAGGUGUCAAGUCACUGAAAACAGGCUAUGCCAUAUUAUUGGCAGCUGGAAAUAGUUA